This is a messenger RNA of Camelina sativa (false flax), 1194 nucleotides long. NCBI's taxonomy places the organism in Eukaryota, Viridiplantae, Streptophyta, Magnoliopsida, Brassicales, Brassicaceae. The record is from RefSeq and is a predicted model, not a curated record.
AUGGCACAAAUUUACAGAAGUAGGUACUUCAGUAAGUCAGACCCCCUCAAUGCUCCACUCGGAUCUCGUCCUUCAUAUUGGAGAAGUAUCCACGAGGCUCAGAAUAUGAUAAGGCAGGGAUUACGAGCCAUAAUUGGCACCGGUGAAUCCAUAAAUAUCUGGCAACACCAGUGGCUAGGUGCAAAACCAGCUCAAGCGGUGUAUUCGACUAGGAAUAUUCCUCCAGAAUUACACCAGACUGUCUCGAGAAUCCGAGUAGUUAAAGAUCUAAUUGAGGAUUGUGGAAGAGAAUGGAAGCAGGACCUCAUUUCCAUAAUCCUACCAGAGGAAGCUGCUAGAAAGAUCCUGCAACUGAGACAAGGGGGAAGGCUAACGAGAGACAGAUACGCUUGGGACUACAGCAGAUCAGGGCAUUACUCAGUCAAGUCUGGCUACUGGGUUCUAAGCGAGAUCAUCAACAAAAGGAACGAGUGCUCAAGUAGUAGAGAAACAGUUAACCACCUUCUAUUCAAAUGCACCUUUUCAAGAUUGACAUGGGCUUUAUCUUCCUUCCCUGUAUCCCCUGAGGGAGAAUGGAACAGUCUAUUAUUCCAAGGUAAAGAAUUUUCAGCUCUAGAGCUCACUGAGAAGGCGAAGGAAGAUGAAGAUGAAUGGAGGCUUCAAAAACCACCCCAGCAACACACUGAAGCCCACCAAAGCACCAACAGCGCAACAACCUCCUGGAUUCCUCCUCCUACAGACUGGAUAAAGUGUAACAGUGAUGGGGCUUGGAGUGAGAAUGGAACAAACACUGGUCUUGGUUGGGUAGUGAGGAAUGAGAAUGGACAAGUGUUAUGGGUGGAAAUGAGGGCUAUGCCAAGAGUGAACACAGUGCUGGAAUCUGAAAUCAUAGCUCUAAGAAAUGCAGUGCUUAUGCUCUCCAGAUUCAACUAUAGGAAGUUGAUCUUUGAGUCAGAUUCUCAACAACUUGUGUCCAUAAUGAAUGAUGGAAGAGAUGUCCCGUUCCUUGGGCCAAUAAUUCAGGACAUAAGACAAGCUUUCCAGCACUUUGAAGAGGUGAAGCUGCAUUACACACCUCGUGAGAGUAAUCAAGUGGCUGACAAAGUUGCGAGAGAGACUAUCUCUUUGGAGAAUUAUGUUUCUCGCAUAUUUUCUUUAGUGCCAAUUUGGUUAAAACAAUUAGCGGAAUUAUAA